AUGGUAAAAUUCAAUACAAUCUGUAGGUCUGGAUAAGAAAGAUCAACAAAUGCUGAUAUAACUAAAGUAUAUAGGAAUCCUAAUCCAAAAGUACAUCCUUUAGCACAUGCUAGAGAAUAUCAACGUGCAUUGGUAGCGACAAAAGUCGAAAAAAUAUAUGCUUAACCAUUCUUGGGAGCAUUGAAUGGACACUCAGAUGGUGUGAGUUGUAUUGAAGCAUGCAGAUUCAAUUUAUCAAAAUUAGUAAGUGGAAGUUAUGAUGGUGAAAUACGAAUUUGGGAUAUUCCUAGCAGAAGAACAUUAAUAUAAUUAAGUAAAGAAAGAGUUAAUAAAUUAAAUAGAUGCACAUUAAUAAAUGGUUAAGGGAGUUUCAUUUAGUAGAGAUGGAAUGCGAAUAGUUUCAUCAGGUGAGGAUAAGACCAUAAAUUUGUAUGAUUUUCCUUAAUUGUUGGAAUAAUCAAAUAAUACAUUUUAAGACCCAUUAAUGCGAUAUUUAAGUAAAGGAACUUUGGGAAAUGUUGAUCAUAAUUACUAAUUAUCAUAAUUUGCUACUGCAGGAUAAGUAGUUUAGGUUUGGGAUUAUGAAAGACCAAAACCAAUAAUGAAAUUCUAAUGGGGAGUGGAUUCAGUUAGUUGUGUGAAAUAUUCUCCUGCUGAUAGUAAUCUAAUAUGUGGAACUUCUAUGGAUAGAUGUGUAAUAUUGUAUGAUGUUAGAGCUGAAUCUGCAAUUCAUAAAGUAGCUAUGUUAAAUAAAUCUUAAUGUUUAGCAUGGAAUCCGAUUGAACCAUUGAAUAUUGUAAUUGGAAAUGAUGAUUCAAAUUGUUAUACAUAUGAUAUUAGAAAGAUUGAAUUACCUACUAUGAUUCAUAAAGAUCAUAUUUCAGCUGUCAUGUCAGUAGCAUUUAGUUCAAGUGGCAGAGAAUUUGUUUCUGGAUCAUUUGAUAGAACCAUUAGGAUAUUCCCAUUUAAUAAAGGAUUUUCAAGGGAAGUAUAUCAUGGAUAGAGAAUGUAAUAAGUAAAUUCAGUUUCAUUUUCAGCAGAUGCUUAAUUUGUAUAUAGUGGAUCUAAUGAUAUGAAUAUAAGAAUAUGGAAGGUAAAUGCAAGUCAGAAAGUUGGGAUAAUUAAUCAAAGAGAAACUAAUGCUACAAAUUAUAGAUAGGCUUUGAAAGAGAAGUUUAAGUAUAAUUCUGAAAUCAAGAGAAUUGCAAAACAUAGACAUUUACCUAAAUAUCUAAUGAAUAAAAAGAAAUAGAGAUAGGAAAUGAAGGAAUCUAAAAAUAGAAAAUAAAGAAAUGCAGAACUCAAUAAUCCAGGUUAAUAUGAAGCACCAAAACCAGAAAAAUAAUAAAGAAUCGAAUAAUUUAUUUAAUGA
Messenger RNA from Paramecium pentaurelia, 1372 nucleotides. The record is from the annotation of a GenBank genome assembly. Lineage: Eukaryota; Ciliophora; Oligohymenophorea; Peniculida; Parameciidae.